CAUAGCGACAUAUCUUGACAGCGCGAGCUGCAUUUGGACGCUAAUGUUUUUGCACGUUUAGCUUAGCAUAGUAUUAGCUACAAGAUGGAAAGGUUUUAAAUUGCUGUAAUUUCCUUUAGACUUUCGAAGCGUCCUACAUUAUAAGGCAAAGUGUAAAGAGAUUGCCGUAAGGUCCCGCCCCCUGAAUAGGAUUGGCUAACAGUACCCAGCUGUUUUUUUGCUAUUGGCUGAUGGUUUUAACGUCUUUCUCUAGCUGAGCGCUGAUUGGACAGAAUCCCUGUGCAGGAGGAUUUGUCGGAAAACGAGGGGAGAGAAAAAUAAGGCCAGAAAUCAGCUCCUGGGUUUAAGUCGUUGAAUCACUUCAGCCUUAGAGGAAGUAAAGCUGGCUGCCAUGGACGAGCAGAGUGUUGAGAGUAUAGCGGAGGUGUUCCGCUGCUUCAUUUGUAUGGAGAAGCUGCGAGAUGCUCGCCUCUGCCCACAUUGCUCCAAACUCUGCUGUUUCAGCUGUAUACGGCGCUGGCUGACGGAGCAGAGGGCACAGUGUCCACACUGCCGAGCUCCAUUACAGCUGCGUGAGCUGGUGAACUGUCGCUGGGCCGAGGAGGUCACACAGCAACUGGACACACUGCAGCUCUGUAAUCUGUCCAAACACGAAGAGAACGACAAAGACAAAUGUGAAAACCACCAUGAGAAGCUGAGUGUUUUCUGCUGGACCUGUAAGAAAUGCAUCUGUCAUCAGUGUGCCCUGUGGGGCGGCAUGCAUGGAGGACACACGUUUAAGCCACUGGCUGAGAUUUACGAGCAGCAUGUUAACAAGGUGAACGAGGAGGUGGCCAAACUGCGACGCCGUCUCAUGGAGCUCAUCAGCCUUGUUCAGGAAGUGGAGAAGAACGUGGAGGCGGUGCGAGGGGCCAAGGAUGAGCGAGUGAGAGAGAUCAGGAACGCUGUAGAGAUGAUGAUCGCACGUCUGGACAAUCAGCUCAAAAACAAACUCAUCACUCUCAUGGGCCAGAAGACGUCCCUCACACAGGAGACGGAGCUGCUCGAGUCUCUGCUGCAGGAAGUGGAGCAUCAGCUGCGCUCGUGCAGUAAGAGUGAACUGAUCUUGAAGAGCCCAGAGAUCCUGCUCAUGUUCCAGCAGGUCCACAGGAAACCCAUGCAGUCCUUUGUCACCACACCUGUACCACCUGACUUCACCAGUGAGCUGGUUCCUGCUUAUGACUCAAGCACUUUUGUUCUGGCAAACUUCAGCACACUGAGACAGAGAGCAGACCCUGUGUACAGCCCCCCACUCCAGGUGUCAGGACUGUGCUGGAGACUGAAGGUUUACCCUGAUGGGAAUGGUGUCGUUCGGGGAAAUUACCUUUCUGUUUUUCUGGAGCUCUCAGCAGGCCUGCCCGAGACUUCCAAGUACGAGUACCGUGUGGAGAUGGUGCACCAGGCUUCCAACGACCCGACCAAGAACAUCAUCCGAGAGUUUGCGUCAGACUUUGAAGUGGGUGAGUGUUGGGGCUACAACCGCUUCUUCAGACUGGAUCUGCUGGCUAGUGAAGGUUACCUUAACAUGCAGACUGACACGCUCAUCUUGAGGUAUCAGGUGCGGUCGCCCACCUUCUUCCAAAAGUGCCGUGAUCAGUAUUGGUACAUCAGCCAGCUGGAGGCAGCACAGUCUAGUUACAUCCAACAGAUCAACAAUCUGAAGGAGAGGUUGGCCAUUGAACUUUUCCGGCGGCAGAAUUCUCGGAGCUCGUCUCCACCGGAUCACCGCAUGUACCAGCCCACAUCCAGCACCGGCGCUCCGUCGGGCCGAGACUCGGGCCCUGAGAAGGGCACCGCAGUGGAGGACGUGUCCCUGGUGAACGGACAGCAGACAAAAGAGGAGGAAGAGGAGGAGGAAGAGGAAAAGACUCAGCAUGAUGACUCUAAUGACCUGUCUGACGGUGACCUGGAGGUGGACUGUCUGACCGGAGACGAGGACGUGAACCCUCUGGAUGGCAGCAGCACCUCCGGCAGCUCCACGGCGACUAGCAACACGGAGGAGAACGACAUUGACGAGGAGAAUAUGUCUGGAGAGAACGAUGUGGAGUACAGCGGGAUCAUGGACCUGGAAGAAGGAGAAAUUCCUGAUGAGGUCAUAGGAGCCACAGUGACUCACACUGAGCAUAGUGUCUCCACCUGCUGCUCAGGAGGCUCCACUGCAGGAAUCUGGGGUUCGAGGAGGAGCGCAGCAGGAGCCACGGCCAGUCUGCUGGACAUCGACCCGGUCAUCCUGAUCCAGCUACUGGACCUGAAAGAACACAGCAAUGUGGAGUCUCUGUGGGGAAUUCAGCCUCGCCCACCUGCCUCACUGAUCCCCAGCCAGGCUUCGUUAGUUUCGGCCCGUAAAGAGCGAGAGCGUCGUUCUCAGGCCGUGCGCCGCUCUGCUCCGGACUCUGCCGUCCUUAACCGACUCAAGGCCCAGAUGGCGGAGGUUCGCAGCAAGAUGGCGGACGUGAAGGGACAGUUGGAGGCCCGUGCUGGUGUCUCUGAUGCUCGAGUUACUCCUUUGUGCUCUGUUCUGGAUCAAAGCGCCUCGACAGACCCGGAAACGGCAGCAAGACGCAAACCGCGAGAUCUGGACCUGCUGUUUAAAGCUCCUGUGGCGAACAGACACGGCCGCCACGGUGGCAAGAAAGUUGUCUCCCCCAUGCAGGAAGUGGGAGGAGCAGUGGGAGGGGUCUCUCUGCUCCGGACAGGUGAGGCCGGUGAGAGAGAGCUGAGAGGAGCAGCAGGAGACUCUCUUGAGCCAUCCCUGUGCCCUAGAGAGGGACCUUCUACUACAGAAUGUUCAGUGAAAACUCUGAAUACACACACUUCCCCUCCCACUGGCCCCGGGGCCUCUGAGAACCACUCCAAAGCAGACGAGUCUCUGUACAGAGCUGCUGGGAGUGACGUGUUCAGUCUGCCCUCUCUGAGCACAGCGCCUCCUGCAGGCAGCAAGCAGCACAGGACCACCUGCAGCACUGUUUCCCUGUUGAGCGACAUGUCAUUAGAUUUUGAUCAUGACCACCUUGGAGACAUCCACCAACCACCGAGUCUCACAGACUCACCAUCGUCCUCCUCACAUCCUAAAGAAGGGUUCCUGUGUCAGAAGCCAUCUACUCACCUGUUGCCAGUUAUGAGCAGUGACAGUGAGGUGGAGUGUGAUACUGAGAACGAGCAUGAGAAUGUGGACGAGGCUGGAGUUUUGGAGGAUAGAGAGGUUCUCCCACUGCCAAGCUUAGGAGAGCAGCUGAUGCCGGAUGAUCUGAGCUUUGUGACUGAGGAGACCAGUGAGAGGUGAUCAUCAGACUGUGUGUGUCUGAGUCGGGGUGGAGGGUGUGCACAUUUCACAAGAGGAUACACUAUUUAUGGAAAGCUUAUGCUUGUGUGUGUGUGUGUGUGUGUGUGUGUGUGUGUGUGUGUGUGGUUUUGAACUGUUCUUGAACACGUUUAGAAUGACUGAAGUAAACAGACACAUGAUUAACUUUUAGUUCAUUAUUUAAUUCCAGAUAUAGUCUCCACCUACCAUACUGUAGGCCACGCCCCCUGUCUGCGUGACGGUCCAUUUAAACUAAGACGUCUUUCACAUUUAUUCUUAGGCUGAAUUUUGCUCCUGAGUGAGUUUAAGUUGUGAGGAUUUCUGCACAAUCGCUGAAAGCUACUCUCCUUUUCUGUCUUAUUUAUAGUUGUGUUUAUUUUUAAUGUCAUUUGGACUCUUAGUUUGUGAAAACUACUGUGAGGUUUUGUGGAGUUCUGGUUCAUACGACCUGCUCCUGUAUUUACUGAUCUGGGAGAUGGGAGGUGUUACAUGUGCACCAUGUCCUCCUCCUCCAGCAGGGGGCGCUUUCCACUGAGAGCAUGUUCCACACGUGCUGAUGUGGUCACUCUCUUCUCUCCAUACACCAUGUUCAUGACCUUAAACAGCUCUCACCUUCACCUUCACCUUCAUCACUCUGGAGGCAGCAGUUUAUCUGAAUCCAUACACUGUUUUUAUUAAGAUGGUGAUUUACUGAAAAAAAUAAUAAAAAAAAAAACUUCCUGGUGAAAA
Molecule: messenger RNA, 4069 nt
Organism: Tachysurus fulvidraco (yellow catfish)
Lineage: Eukaryota; Metazoa; Chordata; Actinopteri; Siluriformes; Bagridae
Gene: trim37
Product: tripartite motif containing 37
Exons: 26
Coding region: 392-3322 (976 amino acids)
Biological process (GO): negative regulation of centriole replication; protein autoubiquitination
Cellular component (GO): peroxisome; aggresome
Molecular function (GO): tumor necrosis factor receptor binding; ubiquitin protein ligase activity; zinc ion binding
Source: RefSeq, a predicted model, not a curated record